UCAUACAAUAGGGAUAUGCUGGGAUUUCUUCGCUCAGAGAGUGUAAGCAAGGUACAGCGAUUACAAGUUCACUGGAGCAGUGUGGCCAAACCAAAGGAAAUUGAGGCCCUCUUGAGUCCAACUGCAACCACUUUCACCAUCAAGAACUGCAAUCCUGGAACCAACCACUUCAUCACCAUCACAGGCCUGGAUAAGAAUGAUCAUAAGGUGUGUCGAUCCAAGCAGCUCAUCGUACAGACGUCAUCACAGAUCAGCACCCCACAGCUGUAUGUGAGCUCAACAUCAUUCAAGGGGAUCUCACUGAAAUGGGAGAAACCUCAAGCUUUUGGAGGAGCAAAGAUCUCUGGCUACCAACUAAAGGUCAACGGUCAACAGACAGCUACUUGACCUCUAAUGCUACCACAUACACCUUCAAACAUGGCAAGAUGUGUCAGACGUAUGCCUUCAGUUUACAGGUAAUUCCUCUCCUUAAAUGUGAUGGCUAUGAAAGAUCAAUGUUGACAAUGAUUAUUGUAAUUCAAGUACUUUGUGA
Strongylocentrotus purpuratus (purple sea urchin) is the source of this 532-nucleotide messenger RNA. RefSeq lists its product as uncharacterized. The transcript is spliced from 4 exons. The coding region runs from base 16 to 387 and encodes 123 amino acids. NCBI's taxonomy places the organism in Eukaryota, Metazoa, Echinodermata, Echinoidea, Camarodonta, Strongylocentrotidae. Gene Ontology annotation, molecular function: protein binding. The record is from RefSeq and is a predicted model, not a curated record.